Tetrahymena thermophila SB210 is the source of this 480-nucleotide messenger RNA. RefSeq lists its product as hypothetical. The record is from RefSeq and is a predicted model, not a curated record. NCBI's taxonomy places the organism in Eukaryota, Ciliophora, Oligohymenophorea, Hymenostomatida, Tetrahymenidae. The transcript has a single exon.
AUGAGCACACCAUCACUAUAAGAUUUAGUAAAUGCAAUACAUUACACCUACGAUACAGUAGGUUAAACUACAGCACCUUUAAAUUGUAACAGCUAUGAUUGCAAGGCUUUUGAAGCAUUUAGAUAAAUAUGUGGUGCCAAUUAAUAUACUACUAGUCGUCUCUAUAGUUACAACGAGGCACUAAAACUUCUACAAAAAUUCAACUCAACAUUUUUACCACCAAAUUAUUUUGAUGGUAACGAUAUAAGAUAAUUCUUAAAUAAAGCUUAAUAUUCGCAAAAUGAUUCAAUUCCAUAUGAUGAUUUAUGCUGUAUUGUUAAGAGAAUCCUAGUUAGUUUAUCUUAAAAAAUCAUGUAAAAGCAAUCUAAUUCAAACCCUGUACUAAGAGAUAAUGUAAAUGAAGCUAGCGAUGUAAUGAAUGAUGUUACAUGUCAUGGGUAUGACUUAAAUACUGAUUACUUUGCUGAAUAGGACUUAUGA